AUGGAACACCUGCCCGCCGAUGUUCUCAGCCGUAUCAUGGCUGCGGCUGGGCCAAGGAGCCUUGCCAGGUCCAAACAAGUCUGCUCGGCGUGGAACAGGGCCCUCGGUGCUCCAGGAGUCACGGGAUACAUCCCGGAGCACCACAGGACAACGCUGUUCGUGUGCGCACAGCAGCACGCCGGCCCGGGAGGGACGGAGCAAGGCGCAGCGGACGACUUGACGCACAUCACUCGCGGGCUCAGCUGGGCGCAAGCUCACCAUGCAGACCUCCUGCACGCCGACACCCUCGCCGUCCUCGCCCCCGCCGAGCUCCGCGGCGCCGCGCUGUGCGCUCCGGCCUGCGUCACCGCGGUCGCCGUGUGUGUUCAGCGCGAGGACACCGGUGCCCGCCCGCCACAGCCCUGCGACGCGGCAGGCGCUGGCGAUGCGACAGCGGCGCCGCAGGCGGCGAUCCAGUACCCGGGCGCGCGCAACGUCGAAGUCACUGUCCCGCGCCACCGGAUCCCGCACACGUGGCAGCUCCUCCGCGACAACCUGCCCGCCAUCGCCCCGAAGUGCCGGCGCCUCUCCUUGAUGGCGAGCGAGCGCGGCAGCGCGGCCGGUAUCGACGUGAUCGACGCCGAAGAGCCCCGCUCGGCCGCUCCACCGCCCUGCAUCACACACGAGGCGUGGCCGUCGUGGAUCGCGCAGCUUGAGGCGAUCCGACUGUCCUGCGCGGUCGUGCCGCAGUCCGAUGGCUCUGAGACGACGGCGCACGGAUUUCUCGCCGCGUCGGGGCCGCUCCCGAGGCUCGCGGAGCUCCAAGUGUGCAACGUGGCCACAGGAACGUUCGACAGCCCCGUCUUCGUCCUGCCGGCGCCCGACCGCUGCGGCGGCGGUGCGGGCCUCGCGUCGCUGUCGCUCGCGAACUUCCAGCUCGAGCCGGCGGACGGGACUGGCGGUGACGGCACUCCCCUGGAUGACAUCCUGCAGCACAGCAACCUCCGGAGGCUGUCGCUCCAGGCCGUGCACGUCGGGUGCGACGCGCGUGGCGACGGCGGCGCGUCGGCGCUGCUCGGAGAAGCGGCGUCGAAGCGGCUGCGGGGACUCAGGGUGCUCGAGCUGCGCGAUCAGCUGCACGGCGACGUCACGUUGGACGUCGACGGGUGGUGCGACCAGCUGGAGGAGCUCGCGCUCGGCGGGAUCAUGCACGAGAAGAGCGCGCAGGGGCGCUGGAUCGCCGCGGACGUCCACCUGCGGCGCCCCCGCCUCGUCAACCCGUCGUCGCUCGCGCGCCUGAGCCGCCUCAGGUCCCUCGAGAUCUCCUACCUCCGCGAGGGCGCCGUGCACGCCGCGAUGGAGACCAGCGCUGCCGCCAACGGCCCCGCAGUGCCGCUCGGCGCCCAACUCCCGCUCUGCCUCGCGCCGCUGCACCAGCUCGAGCGCCUCGUGCUCGACCGCGCGGGCGCCGUCGGCGCCGACGCCCUGGCGCAGCUCGCCGCCGCGAUGCCGGGUCUGCAGCACCUGCGCCUGGUUGACGCGUGGCCUGCGGACGAGGAGCUGCCGGCGGCGCUCGCGUCGCUGCGCAAGCUGCGCGCUCUCGAGGUGGAGUCCAGUGGCAGCGGCGGGAUCCGGCAGGGCGCCGUGGUGAACGCGGCGGCGGCGCUGGCGGGCAUGCCGUGGCUGCGGCGGCUGUCUCUGCGCAACAUGGAGCUCCUGCAUGGAGGGAAAGGCGCAGAUGCGGCAGUGGGCGAGCUGGCGAGCCUGACGUGGCUGGAGGACCUCGACGUGGCGGCGUGUGGGACGCGCAGCCGCGGCGUCCGGACGCCCCCGCGGGCCCUCGGGCACCUCAGGAGCCUCCGGCGCCUCGCAAUCGGGUCCCGUGCCAUGACGAUCCGCACCUACGACGACCUGCAGUGGCUCGAGGACCUACUCGAACUCGACGAAGUCACGAUCGCCGUCGCGGUGAGCAGGGCUGUUCGCGCACGCGCCCGGCCUCGCCCCGCGCCCGCGUCGCCGACGACGGAGCGUCGUGCGCGGUGCACCGCAGGAGCGUCCGUCGGCGGAGGAGGACGAGAUGUGCGGGGGGCGGCGGCUGCCGUUCGUGGAGACGACGGCGGGGGCGGCGAUCGCGCACCUGCAGAGGCAGCUGGAGCGGCGACGCGCGCGGGACGUGGCCCGGAGACACCCCCUUGUGCUGGUGCAAAAGUUGGACAUCUGUUACUGACGGCGGGGGGCGGGGAGGUCGCGCGGUACAGCGGUCGUGGCGGCGGCGUGCGCCCGUGGGGGCGGGAGCUGGUGGGCUCGGCGAGGGCGUGGCCGGAGGGCGGGGCCGUUUCUGCUUUGGGGAAUGUUGUGUGCGUCUCCCCGGCGGUCGACGUGUGA
Messenger RNA from Pedinophyceae sp. YPF-701, 2364 nucleotides. Lineage: Eukaryota; Viridiplantae; Chlorophyta; Pedinophyceae. The record is from the annotation of a GenBank genome assembly.